UUUGUGAACAACCAAUUUUAAAUUGCUUUUUCCAUUCAAGCAUGAAUCUCUCUUCUUGUACAACAUCUUGCCUUUGUUUUUUAAUGUCUGGAUGAGCUGGCUUUAGCAUCUUUAUGUUGGACUGCAAGUUCCUUUUAAGCACCCUUUGGAUUUCAAUUCUUGAACUUUAAAGAGGUCACUGGCUUUUGCUUGUCUAAGUUUCCAAAAUGGGAAGACAACCUUGUUGUGAUAAGGUUGGAUUAAAGUGCGGUCCAUGGACAAUUGAGGAAGAUCAUAAGCUGAUGAACUUCAUACUGAACAAUGGUAUUCAUUGCUGGCGAACGGUUCCCAAGCUUGCAGGUCUGUUAAGAUGUGGAAAAAGUUGCAGAUUAAGAUGGAUAAAUUAUCUAAGACCAGACCUUAAGAGAGGGGAUUUUACAGAAUCAGAAGAGGAUCAGAUUAUUCAACUUCAUUCGCGUCUCGGAAACAGGUGGUCCAAGAUUGCUUCACAUUUUCCUGGUCGUACAGAUAAUGAAAUCAAGAAUCAUUGGAAUACUCGAAUCAAGAAGAAGUUAAAGCUCCUUGGUCUAGACCCUGUGACACACAAACCUAUUGAGAAGGCAGAGAAAACUGACGGUAAAAAUAAGAUGACUUCUGACUCUAAUUCGUCUAAUAAACAAGAAGCAAGCUUAGUGUCAAAGUCAGAGGAUGAUCAUGGCAUGACAGUUUCCCCAAGAAGAGAUGAGAAACUAGAAGAAAUUCAAGUAACUUUGGAUGAAACAAAUGAUCUAUUGAACAGCUAUCAAAUGUUGUGUGGAAGCUUUGAUUUAGACUCAUGGUUGAAGCAAGAUACAAAUACUUCCUCUUACACAUCUUCAUUCUCAAUGGAAGAAUCCAACAAUCCUUCAAUGGGUGAAACCGCCUCUAUUCAAGAAAAGUCUCUAAAGCAAUGGGUUGAUAGUGUGGAUUCAUUUCUCUCAUGGGAUAGCUUUAUUCAUCUGGAAGAAAAUUCUUUUUUCCUUGGGAAAUAGGUCAUUGAACAAAACUUCUUCCAUGCCCAGGUUUCUUUAGAAUCCUAUCAUUUUGGCAAUAAAAAAGUUCAGAAAAGGUGUUUC
Messenger RNA from Durio zibethinus, 1094 nucleotides. RefSeq names its product myb-related protein 315-like. The record is from RefSeq and is a predicted model, not a curated record. Lineage: Eukaryota; Viridiplantae; Streptophyta; Magnoliopsida; Malvales; Malvaceae.